ACAGAGUAUCGGCGGGCACGACAAAGAGGGAAUGAGCCUCUCAAACGGCGUGGCGCUUGCGACUCAGUGUCUUUCCGGACGCCACACGUUUAAGACACGCACGCGAGUUUCUCUCUCCUUUUCUCUCUCUCUUUCUCUCCAACCUCUUCCUCUCUCCUUCUCCCUCUCCCUUCCUGUACCACCCUCUGCCCCUCUCUCUCUACCUCCGUCUAUGCUUGCCCGGACGCCCGUUCCUCCGUCUUCCUCGCUCCGUCCUUCCUCGUGCUGUCUCUCUGCGCUCACCUCCAGGACGUUGAGGCACAUCGUCCGUGCCCUGCCCCCUCUCGCCAGGCAUGGAGUGGGACCAAUAGGAGCGCCGCUUCCGGCAACGAUGGUGCUCCAAUCGGCACACGACGCCGACGGAUAGACGCUGACGAGAGGCGAUUUUGACAGUCGACACUGUGCUACUCUCAGCGUUCGCGGUUUAAUCGCGCACUGGACUUAGUUUGAGUCUGGGAUCCUUGUGAUUCGGUGAAUCGAAGCAGUGUCCUCCGCAGCGUGGAUCCUGUUGGUGGUCACCUUGCGAGCUCGCGCACGCAUCAGUCUGACAGCUCGCAAAAGUGUGUCUUCUCUUUUUAUUCAUUGGAUAUUGGAUUUUCUCAGUGAAUCACAAUCGUUUCGAUCCUAUUGAUUGUGAGUGAGUGCACUAAUGAAAAUUUUCUCAUGUCAAGCCUACUGACGGCGAGACAAGAAGAUUAAUAGCGAUCACGUGGUCGAAGAAACAGCGAUCCGUUUGGAAAACUCGUCGGGAUAAUUUGAUCGAACGAACGCUCGACGAUCGUGGAAAAUUCCGCAGCUGGUCCAUAGGAUAGACUCUAGAAGCAUUCCCAGGGAGAUUCCCGCCUUCGGCAUUCAAAAAUAAUCAUAUGUUUACCACGACUCGAUGCGCUCGCUUCUGGAGAGUUUACUCGGAAGCGGGCGGACAGCCUCGGUGAUCAAUAGCCCACAAUAGGUUCAAGUGAUUCUCUCACUGAUACAUACAAAUAUUGUGUUGUUCCUUUCGUCGUGAACGUCCCCCUGUCGCGAAUGCGAGCGCGUCGUCCGUCCCGGCACAAGUGAAAGGAAACCUCGGAGGACUUGUCGUUAAACGCGUUGGACAUUACGGGGGGGGCGGGGGGGACCGUGAGAUACCGCGAGAGUAAUUAAAUGCGCGCGUGAGAUAAUCGGAUGAGCUGUGCUAUGGAGUAUCAGCAAUUGGCGCCACCACCGGUACCAGCUGGGGUGCUGCACACCCAGGCGCACCAUCCUCCACCUCAGCAUCAGCAGCAGCCGGUGCAGCCGCCGCAGCAUCCGCACAUCGUAGUCGCGCCGGCUCAUCAGCAGCCGCAAUCCCAACCACCGCCACCACCCCUGCCACCGACCUCCCACGGACACCAAGUGCAUCCGCCGCUCCCGCCCAUUCACGAAGACAGCACCAGUUCCAGGUGGUCCCAGUACCAGCACUUGUGGCGGCAGCAUCAUGUUUACAUGAACGGGAAACAAGGUAAAGAUGGGCCAGAGGAAAAGAAGGAUGCCGACGGCGAACUUUGGGGCAACGUGGAAGCGCAGGCCGCCUUUCUCGGGCCCAAUCUCUGGGACAAAACUUUGCCUUACGAUGCCGACCUGAAGGUAUUAAACCAUUACGUCGACCUUGAUGAGUUUCUUUCUGAAAAUGGCAUCCCCGUCGACGGUGUGGCUGGUGGUGGACAAGGUGCCAUGCAAGGCAGCCAGCUUCAUAAAAUCAACAACACUGAAGCCCCCGGACAUCAGGGACCAGCGGGUCUACAUUUGGAACCAGUUACCAAGCGUGAGAGAUCACCAUCGCCGAGCGAGUGCUGCUCGCCGGACACCCUGAACCCACCCUCUCCCGCGGAUUCUAAUUCCGGGGACUCGUCACGAAUACAAUAUGGCUUGUCUCUUGUAGCGCUCUCGAUGGCCUCAUCGGGGCGAGACUUCGAUCCACGUACCCGGGCCUUCUCCGACGAGGAGCUCAAACCCCAACCUAUGAUCAAGAAAUCGCGGAAGCAGUUCGUUCCGGAUGACUUGAAAGAUGACAAAUACUGGGCGCGUCGUAGGAAGAACAACAUGGCAGCGAAACGAUCGCGAGACGCGCGCCGCAUGAAGGAGAACCAGAUAGCACUCAGGGCCGGCUUCCUCGAGAAAGAGAAUAUGGGUCUGCGGCAGGAGCUGGACCGGUUAAAAAACGAGAACAUGUUGCUACGCGACAAACUGAGCAAGUACACGGACGUCUAACACCCCGUCAUCGGCCAUGCACCAGCUCGAGCGACACGCGAAAAAAGAGAGAGAGAGAGAUGCGGAUACGAGGGUGCAUCACCGCCCAGCUACAACUCCCUCGCUUAUAGUCGCAGCACAUAGCAGCCUUCGCCGUCGCGGAGGAAGCGAAGGGGACGCGGAGCAAUGUUGACGAAUACCAUCGACUCCCAAAUCGACUGCCCCGCUACCCUAAAGCCGACAACCAACUUCCUCAGAAAUCUCCGAGGAUCCUAUUCUCUAUCAUUCUCUUUCUCUUACUCUCGAAUAAAAUUCUUAUUGAGUCCUCGCUCCUUGUCCUGCUCUAGAAAACUCCUCCACUUGUAAAUAGUUAUAUGUAUAGUUAGAUUAUAUACACACACAUACACACAUACGCGCGUGCGCGUUACAUAUAUGAAUAUAUAUA
Molecule: messenger RNA, 2695 nt
Organism: Temnothorax curvispinosus
Lineage: Eukaryota; Metazoa; Arthropoda; Insecta; Hymenoptera; Formicidae
Gene: Pdp1
Product: hepatic leukemia factor
Exons: 6
Coding region: 1207-2271 (354 amino acids)
Biological process (GO): regulation of transcription by RNA polymerase II
Cellular component (GO): nucleus
Molecular function (GO): DNA-binding transcription factor activity, RNA polymerase II-specific; RNA polymerase II cis-regulatory region sequence-specific DNA binding
Source: RefSeq, a predicted model, not a curated record